Molecule: messenger RNA, 1347 nt
Organism: Adelges cooleyi (spruce gall adelgid)
Lineage: Eukaryota; Metazoa; Arthropoda; Insecta; Hemiptera; Adelgidae
Product: zinc finger protein 583-like
Exons: 7
Coding region: 1-1347 (448 amino acids)
Source: RefSeq, a predicted model, not a curated record
AUGAUUGAAAACGAGAGCUUCGACGUAGUUAAACUGGAAGUCGAUCAAGUCGAUAAAGAUAUUUAUUUCAAAUCUAAGAUCGAAAUAGAAGAAAACCAAGAUUUAGCAGCUAUAGGAGACAAAUAUGUGGUCCCUAUUUCUUUUGGUAUGGGAGAACCAUGCGUGGUCAAAAUUAAAAUUGAAGCCGAAGAAGUAAAUGAUUUUGAUUUGUCUACUAGAAAUUUGAAUAACGUGGCCAUAAUCAAAGCGGAAAUCGAAGAAAAUCAAGAUUCAGAUACUAUAAUCUACGAAGAUGUGUACCCUUAUUUUACUAGCAUGGCCGUAGUUAAAUUGGAAGUUGAUCAAGUCGAUAAAGAUUAUUAUUUCAAAUCUGAGAUAGAAAUAGAAGAAAACCAAGAUUUAGCAGAUAAAGAGGACGAAGAUGUGGACCACAUUUCUUUGGGUAUUGGAGAACAUAGCGUCGAUAAAAUUAAAACUAAAGCUGAAGAAGAAAAUGGUUUUGAUUGGUCUACUAGCGCUACACCCAGUACAGUAAAACACGAACGAACUUGUACUGGAGAAGAGCCAUCUACACCAACGCAGGGAGAGUUGAUAAAGCACAAUGAAAGAAUAUUUCAACGACAUCUCAGAACACAUAAAAUGAUCCACACUGGUGAGAAGUCUUUUCAGUGUGAAUUGUGCUCAAGAACAUUUGCUCGUCUUAGUACUCUUGAAAGCCACAAAAGGACCCACACUGGCGAGAAGCCUUAUCAGUGCGAAGUAUGCUUGGUGUCCUUUUCAGUAUCAGGAAGUCUUAUAAAACACAAAAGGACCCACACUGGCGAAAGGCCUUAUCAGUGCGAAGUAUGCUUGGUGGCCUUUUCACAAUCUGAACAUCUUAAAAGUCACAAACGUACACACACUGGUGAAAAGCCAUUUCAGUGCAAAACAUGCUUGAUGUUUUUUUCACAACAAGGAAAUCUUAAAAGGCACAAAUGUACACAUACUGGCGAAAGGCCUUAUCAGUGCGACGUAUGCUUGGUGACCUUUUCAGAAUCUGGAAAUCUUAAAAGCCACAAACGUACACACACUGGAGAAAGGCCUUAUCAGUGCAACGUAUGCUUGAAAACAUUUUCACAAUCUAGCAAUCUUAGACGACAUAAAAUGAUCCACACUGGUGAGAAGCCUUUUCAGUGUGAACUGUGCUCAAGAACAUUUGCUCGUCUUAGUACUCUUGAAAGCCACACAAGGACCCACACUGGCGAAAGGCCUUUUCAGUGCGAAAUAUGCUUGAUGACCUUUAUACGAUUUGGAACUCUUAAAAGCCACAAACGUAUACACACCGGCGAGAAGCCAUUUAGUUGCUGA